CGUUGAAAUAAACGUCAGUGAAGAUUACUUCGGUGAAGUUCAAUCAUCGAGUUUGUUCACAAUAGCAUAUCCCCACUCUGUGAAUAUCAUAAAAAUGGUGGACCCGAAAACCCAAUCGGCCAGUCAAUUGGAACCGAGCAUUCAGACCAUUGACGAUGUUAUUAAAGGGGCUUCUAACGUGAAUGCAGUGCCGUUGUGGCCCCAGAUGGUCAAGUAUAAUCCACCGAAACCGAAUCCGCGUUGCGUCCCUCAUAUUUGGAGAUAUGAGGAAGUCCGGCCGUAUCUAGUCCGAGCGGGAGAGCUCGUGAAAGAUAAAGACGCUGAAAGAAGGGUACUUAUGCUGGUCAACCCGGAACGAGAGGGUCCAUACACCACGGAUACACUAUAUGCUGGUCUACAGUUGGUGAUGCCUAAUGAGACUGCUCCUGCGCACCGUCACACCGCCUUUGCCAUGCGCUUCGUAAUUGAAGGUAACGGUGGGUUUACCGCUGUGCAUGGGAAGCGCAUUCAAAUGAAUAGAGGAGAUGUCAUCCUCACUCCAACCUGGAACUGGCACGAUCAUGGAAAGGAUGGUUCUGGGCCCAUGAUCUGGUUAGAUGGCCUCGACCUUCCCUCAUUCAUCCACUUCCCGGUUCACUUUGUUGAGCACUUUGACAAACCAAGAUACCCUGCGGAGAGUGUUGAUACCAGUCAGAGUCCAAUCGUAUUCCCAUGGAGUAAGAUGAAGAAGCAGCUGGAUGACAGGCCAGGAGAAUGGGUGGCAGAGGAGUACCGGAAGGCCGACGGGAGUUAUGUAAGCAAAACUCUGAAUCCAUCUGCAGAGCGGGUAAACAAAGGGGCAUCCUCCAGACCUCGUCGCGAGACCACGUCAUCCGUUUACCAUGUUAUCAUGGGGGGUGGAUAUUCGAAUAUCAACGGAGAGAAGUUUGAAUGGAAAGAAGGGGACACCUUUUGCAUUCCAUCUUGGUAUCAAUACCAGCAUUUUGCUGGCCCUAACGAGACUGUCUAUUUGUAUCGCUUUGAUGACAAGCCGAUGAUUGAAGCAUUGGGUUUUUACCGCUGGGAAGGUAUGGAUACAGAGGAUCUUGUGACAUAAGUAGGGGUUAAUAAAUAAGUUGCGGUGCUGUUGAUGAAAGUUUUAAGGGCGAUG
This is a messenger RNA of Lindgomyces ingoldianus, 1150 nucleotides long. Its product is annotated as putative gentisate 1,2-dioxygenase. Bases 95 to 1096 code for a protein of 333 amino acids. The record is from RefSeq and is a predicted model, not a curated record. Lineage: Eukaryota; Fungi; Ascomycota; Dothideomycetes; Pleosporales; Lindgomycetaceae. Gene Ontology annotation, molecular function: dioxygenase activity. The transcript is spliced from 3 exons.